AUGCAGGCAGACGCACCAGACCCGGUGCCCGCCUCGUCUCCACAGAUUGCACCCGUCAGGCCCACAGCCGCACCCCUACAUGAGCGCGGACUCGCCUCACACGAUGGUCUGCGGCGCCGGCGCUCCAUCUCGCCACCAGCCGCGACACCACACUCCCUAGCACCAACUUCGACCCCGACCAGCGGUAGCGGUACAACGUUGCGCAUUCACCUCCAGACCCCGCACGCCGACCUGGGUGGGGACACGGGCUUAGCAAGCGGUAUACGGAGCCCCGGGUGGGAUGUACGCGGCAGCCUGCGCGUCACAGACGUCAAGGAUGCCAUCGCGGACGGCCGCGCCGGGUACGGUCACUGGGAGCGGUCCGGUCUGCGACUCGUAUGGCGCGGACGAAUGCUCGCCGACGACGAACUGGUCGGUAUUGCGCUGAAAGGCGCCGAUUCGCCGACGCUCCUUCUCGUCGCCCGCCCCAUCGCCACGCGUAUCCGGCCAACCAACAAGGCGCCGCCAGCCUCGUCGCUGGAUACCCACGCAUACGGUACCUCACCCUACUCGACGACUGCGGCGGUGUCCGCCAUGACCACGGCCACGUCGCCUGAAGCUACAGCCUUGGCGGACACGGUCCACUACGUCCUCUUCCUAUGCCGCGAGCAUCUCGCCGUCCUCCUGGGCGCCCCUGUGCUCCAGUGGCAGCGCAUGCACCCAACCCCCAUCGUGUCUCGUGCCGAGGCCCGCACAGCCGUGCAAUCAGUUGUGAGGGCGUACGCAGAGCCGCACUGGGAGUGGGAGGGCGCCUUCGCUGGCGACGGUGCUUCUCUCGAGGACCUUUGGGUGACAAUUGGCGCCGAGGGCCUGCGCAACGCGAUUACCAAGGCGUGGACCGCCGGCAUGGGCAGCGAGUAUGGCUCGACUGGCGAGAAGUGCCGCAUCGAAUUAGACCACACAGUUUACGAUCUUUACCUUCCAGCUCUCCAAGACAUGGUCCCCAGUCAACUCAUCAACCUUCUCUUGUAUCUUCGCACUGCGGACCUGGCUGCUCUUCCAACGCCGACGCCGACGGCCGUCCUUGCCGGUCCGCAAGCGCGCAUCAUCUAUCGCGGGUCGAUACAACUACGGGUACCCCGCAUCUCCUUCGCCCUCCUCACGCACCUCUUUUGGUCAGCCAUGCGCAUCGCAACCAUUCUGUGGAUGAUUACGCGUGGCAUGCACUGGGACGACAUCAAGUUUUGGCUCCUGUUCGGCGGCUGCCUGGGCUGGUGGGUAGUGGACGGAUACAACCAUUGGGUGGUCGAGCAGCGCGAGGAGCGUGUGAGGGCUGAGCUCCGUGCUCGCCGCCUAGCCGCUGAGGCUGAAGCCGAGGCCCGGGAACGUGGUCUCGACCCUGCUGGCAACGUUGCCCCUAUGGACGCUGCCCAGCGUGUCGCCGCCGACGCACCCAUCCAUGCUGCUGCGGCAGCUCGUGCAGGCGCCGGGGAGAUCCGACAACGGCAGCCGCGGCGCCGUGGAGGGCAAGACUGGAACUCGCUUGUGUUCUACCACCUUGAUGUCGACCGCCGCCAGCUUCGCCUUCCUCGCUCGAGCGUUGAACAGGCAUCCCGAACCGCUGGCGGUCCCGCGCCGCCAGCCCACCAAAACAUCGCUCCUCGCCUGCGACACGCACCCUCUUCCCGCCCUGCGUGGUGGAUGACCCAGAUCUUCCUCCGCAUCUACCUGUGGUUUAUCACCCUCAUCCCCGCGUUUGAGGUGCAGCGCGCUCGCACCAUUCGUAGGCGCGAGAGAGCAAUGCGUGCUGUCAUAACCGGACUCAACCCGGAAGUGCCCGUUACCGCUGCUGGCGUUCCCCUUGUCGAAGAGACGCCUGCACAAGAGGACCAAGACCAAGGCGAGGACCAAGCAACACCUUCUGCUGUCGCGCGCGAACUAGUCUUUCCCGACAGCAUCUCACCAGCCGCCCGCGCCUAUUACGCCCGCAUCGCGGGCACAUCCGAGGCAAUUGACUGGGAGGAAGAGCGUGACGCGCAGCGCGCGAUGGGUAUUCCUGACGAAGAGGAUGCGCGGGCUGGAUUCGCCGGUCUGUUGUAG
Messenger RNA from Apiotrichum porosum, 2079 nucleotides. RefSeq lists its product as uncharacterized. The record is from RefSeq and is a predicted model, not a curated record. The coding region runs from base 1 to 2079 and encodes 692 amino acids. The transcript has 3 exons. Lineage: Eukaryota; Fungi; Basidiomycota; Tremellomycetes; Trichosporonales; Trichosporonaceae.